This is a messenger RNA of Anguilla anguilla (European eel), 3316 nucleotides long. RefSeq names its product nuclear distribution protein nudE-like 1-B. Gene Ontology annotation, molecular function: microtubule binding. NCBI's taxonomy places the organism in Eukaryota, Metazoa, Chordata, Actinopteri, Anguilliformes, Anguillidae. The coding region runs from base 158 to 1171 and encodes 337 amino acids. The record is from RefSeq and is a predicted model, not a curated record. Gene Ontology annotation, biological process: cell migration; regulation of neuron projection development; chromosome segregation. The transcript has 9 exons. Gene Ontology annotation, cellular component: centrosome; kinetochore; kinesin complex.
UCCCGGAAGCUGAGAGCGCAGUUCAGCAGUUCCCCGUUGGCGGUUUCCGCGAGUGAAGAGAGAGGGAGGGGAGAGAGAGCAAUAGAGUAGACGGUGGUGAUGCACUAAAACCUAUACGGGCGGAGAUACAGGCUUGACAUGUCCAGGCUUAUCUACCAUGGAUGCAGAGAUGAUCCCCAAAUUCUCUUCGAAAGACGAGGAAAUUGAUUACUGGAAGGCUCUUUCCCUCAAGUACAAGAAAAGCUGCCAGGAGGCGCGGGACGAGCUGCAGGAGUUCCAGGAGGGCAGCCGGGAGCUGGAGGCGGAGCUGGAGGCCCAGCUCGGGCAGGCGGAGAGCCGCAUCCGGGACCUGCAGGCGGAGAACCAGAGGCUGAAGAGCGAGGUGGACACCCUCAAGGAGAAGCUGGAGCAGCAGUACGCGCAGAGCUACAAGCAGAUCUCCCUGCUGGAGGACGACCUGGGCCAGACGCGCGGCAUCAAGGAGCAGCUGUACCGAUACGUGCGCGAGCUGGAGCAGGCCAACGACGACCUGGAGAGGGCCAAGAGGGCGACCAUCGUGUCGCUGGAGGACUUUGAGGCUCGGCUGAACCAGGCCAUAGAGAGGAACGCCUUCCUGGAGAGCGAGCUGGACGAGAAGGAGUCGCUCCUGGUGUCUGUGCAGAGGCUGAAAGACGAGGCCAGAGACCUGAGGCAGGAGCUGGCGGUGCGGGAGAGGAGCGCGGACGUCGGCAGGCUGUCGGCGCCCAGCUCGCCCAUGCAGGACGCGGAGCAGGCCGAUUCUGCCGUCCAGGCCUCCCUGUCCCUCCCGGCCACGCCCCUGGGCAAGAUCAUGGACAACGCCUUCCUCAGCCAAACGGUUCUGAACAAUGGCAGCUCUCCCCUGACGCCGUCGGCCAGGCUGUCGGCUCUCAACAUCGUGGGGGACCUGCUCAGGAAAGUGGGGGCCCUCGAGUCCAAACUGGCCGCUUGCAGAAACAUGGCCAAAGACCAGGCGGCCAGGAGGGCCCUGACCGGCGUCACCAACGGCAACAUCGGCAGCGCCAAAUUCUCCCACGCGCUUCAGUCCUGCUCCGACAAACCGACUGUGAAUGGCCUGGGUCCGGUCACGCUCGCCGCCAUAACCUCCACCCGCACAGUGUCCCCACCCAGCAUGCUGCCUCUCAGCGUCUGACCCGCCCCUCCCCCCUAAGCAGCCACACCCUCUGCAGAGAGGACCCUGGUUUGAGCGUGGACAGUACUGACCAAUCACAGGCCUCCCUCUUCUUGCACUGAGUGCAUCUGUUCAGAUGCUCCGCCCCCUUCUGUGAGAGACGGGGGAGUGGGCUUCGCCCACAACUACUCCUAUCAAACCUUCCGUCAUUUCUUGCAGUUUUUUUGUUAUUUAUUUUAUAAAUACAUGUAGCGUGUGUGUGUGUGUUUUGGUUUGUUUGCACUUCACAUUAAUUGCACAGGUAAAUUUUCUUUUUCGGAAAGUAAGUUUAUCGACUGACAGAAUGAUUUAUUUUCAUUCGCCGUUGCGUAUGCCAGUGUUUGCUUUCCCGUGCGUGCGUGCUCGUGAAGCAGAGGGGGCGCGCGCGGCUGACCGAUCGGCAGAGUCCGGGCCGUGGGGUGAGACGCGCCGCUGCGCAGUCCCCUUGAACGGACGGCGGGAAGCGGGGCCUACCUGGCAGCCCGCGCGCUGGGAGCAGCUCACCUGGCGUCCACCGUCCAGCGGCACGUUGGGGAGUAAGCAGGACAGCCGUUCAGGAGUGUACCCGCUCACAUCUCUGCCACGGCACAGAUCAGCUGAUCAGGAGUGUUCCCACUCACAUCUCUGCCAUAGCGCAGAUCAGCUGAUCAGGAGUGUACCCGCUCACAUCUCUGCCACGGCACAGAUCAGCUGAUCAGGAGUGUUCCCACUCACAUCUCUGCCAUAGCGCAGAUCAGCUGAUCAGGAGUGUACCCGCUCACAUCUCUGCUACGGCACAGAUCAGCUGAUCAGGAGUGUACCCGCUCACAUCUCUGCUACGGCACAGAUCAGCUGAUCAGGAGUGCACCCGCUCACAUCUCUGCUACGGCACAGACCAGCUGAUCAGGAGUGUACCCGCUCACAUCUCUGCUACGGCACAGAUCAGCUGAUCAGGAGUGUUCCCACUCACAUCUCUGCUAUAGUGCAGAUCAGCUGAUCAGGAGUGCACCCGCUCACAUCUCUGCUAUAGCGCAGAUGUACCCUUCAGCGAGGUGUUUACAUAAAUUAUUAGCUUAAUAAGACAUGAUUGGUGUUUUAAUAAAAUAAUAGUAAUAAAAGAGACAAAAGGCUGAAUCACAUUGGUAAGAAAAAAUGGCUCUUUACCAGUAAAUCAUAAUUUAUUAUUAUUUUUAUCUAAUUACUGUGCCGCCCUGUCAAGUCUGAUAUUUGAAUGUUUUUUUUUAUUUAUAAAUUUUGUUUCAACAUGUGUGUUGUCGUCCACUUGUGUCCAAGCACACGAGUGGUCUUUCGCAACGAGCUGCUACCGUACAUGUUGAGUCACGCGUGUGACGCACUACCGUCCUGACCCGGUUUUAUAAACGGUUCAAAAAAUAAAUAGUAGGCGGCUUUUUUAGGCUGUGAUCGUAGUCUGAAUGUGUUCGCGUUUCUCGUUUCUUUGUUUGAAACUCGUGCUUUCGGCAUCGCCGUCAUUCUGAGAGCUGUCAUUGUGCUCAUGUGCCACGUUGGUUCUUUUGCGGGGUUUGACUUUUGUGAAAUGCAUUCCGGUUUUGAUUUUCACUAAAUGCAUUUUGUUUCGUACAUGUAUUUGCUUUUUCCACACUGCAGUGCUCCCCCCAGCUAAAAGCAGGUUGUUCUUCCAUAGGUUGGCUUAUCUAUAGGGGCAAUUCCACAGAAGCCAAACCCAUAUUCAAUAUGAGUGACACAUUUAGGCAGGGUUAACAGGAUUUGUUUUUUAAAUAAAAUUUUUCAUUCUUUUCUGGAUUUUUCAGUAAUUUAAGUGACGGCAGACCAUGGUAUUUUAAGUAACAAUGCAGGGGACAAAUGUACAGCUUAAUCUAUCAUGAUAAAUGUAAUUUUCCCUUCAGGUUGUGCACUCUGGUCAUGUUAUUUUAUCCUGUUUGUUGUGGCACAGGUAUCCCAGCAUCCCCCUUUGUAUAUACUCUUGGUUUAUAAGGUAAGAUUUUAUAUAUGACUCACCUGCCAGGGCGAUUUAUCUCCGAUUGUUUAGGGCAUGUGUUUAAAUUUGUUGUAAAUUAUAUGUACGUUAAAGCUCUUAUACCCCAAUGUGGAACUGUUUGUGUACUGUUGAUAUCUGAUAAUAAAGAAAUUGAACCCAUAGGUUCUGUU